Messenger RNA from Sporothrix schenckii 1099-18, 306 nucleotides. RefSeq lists its product as uncharacterized. The record is from RefSeq and is a predicted model, not a curated record. The coding region runs from base 1 to 306 and encodes 101 amino acids. The transcript has a single exon. NCBI's taxonomy places the organism in Eukaryota, Fungi, Ascomycota, Sordariomycetes, Ophiostomatales, Ophiostomataceae.
AUGUUCCGCAAGGCAAAGGGCAAGUGCGCGGUUGCCAUCCAACAUUUGUGCUCCAUCUGUGCAGUCUGCUGUCAGGGAACGAGGAAAGAGCCAUUUGCACCCCUCCCUCCUGCCGUUUUUGCGACCACUUUCUGCGGCCACACGAGGUUGGCCGUGCUAGGCCCUUUUCCAUUCAGGGCCCCAUCCUUCCUUCUGCAACAGCCACUCUUCUCCUUCAACCGCAUCGACCCGCGAUACCAGUCGUCUUCCACGGCCUACUGUGUACACAACAGCGGCCUCUGCGCCUUUGGCUGGCGAGCGAGAUAA